Parus major (Great Tit) is the source of this 1612-nucleotide messenger RNA. RefSeq names its product homeobox protein NANOG-like. The record is from RefSeq and is a predicted model, not a curated record. NCBI's taxonomy places the organism in Eukaryota, Metazoa, Chordata, Aves, Passeriformes, Paridae. Gene Ontology annotation, molecular function: DNA-binding transcription factor activity, RNA polymerase II-specific; RNA polymerase II cis-regulatory region sequence-specific DNA binding. The coding region runs from base 38 to 1015 and encodes 325 amino acids. The transcript has 4 exons. Gene Ontology annotation, biological process: regulation of transcription by RNA polymerase II.
CGCAGGCCGCCAGGAGAUUCGACGGCAACAUCGCAUCAUGCUGGGAGCUGGGGGACCCGGCCCGGCUGUGAGCGCCCACCUGGCCACACUGCCCUACGUGCCGUACCCCGGCUCGGCCAGGUAUGGGGACUACUACUGGUUCUCCGCAGGCAGCACGGACAGCGUGCCCACCGAGGAGGCUCCGGCGCCGGACGCGCUGCCCCUGCCCGCGGCUAAGACGCCCAGUCCCUCAGUGGACUCCCCAGCUUCUUCCACCUCUGGGACGCUCACCCAGUACUACACCCCCGACUCUGCCACUAGCCCCACUGCAGCAGGGACCACGUCUCCCCACUCCUCUCUGCAGAAGGUCAAGGCGCACGGCAAGGGUGUGGUGAAGACGGGCAAGAGCCGCACAGCCUUCUCGCAGGAGCAGCUGAAAGCCCUGCACCAGCGCUUCCAGAGCCAGAAGUACCUCAGCCCCCAGCAGAUCCGGGAGCUGGCUGCUGCCCUUGAGCUCACCUACAAGCAGGUGAAAACGUGGUUCCAGAAUCAACGGAUGAAAUUUAAGCGCUGCCAGAAGGAGAGCCAGUGGGUGGAUAACGGGAUGUAUCUACCACAGAAUGGGGUUCAUCAGGCUGCAUACCUGGAUGUAGCACCUGCGUUUCACCAGGUCUUCCCUGUCGGCGCCGGCGGGAAUUUUCAGGCUGUGCCCAACGUGCACCACGCUUACAGCAGCGGACAGACUUACGGGAAUGGGCAGAACCUGUACUCAUUUGUGUCUGUGGAGGAUGAGGGGCUCUGUGGAAAAGGUGGGUCAAGCUGCAAUAGCCAGCAAACCAUGGGUUUAUUAAGCCAGCAAAUGAACUUGUAUCACAGCUACUUUGACAACACAGAUGUCAGCGUGGAUGCAGAAGACACCUUCAACUUCCAGAGCACCUCUGACACUGUCACACCAUUUUCAAGCUUUACACAGAAUCAAUGCCAGUUACCUUGGCAUCCCAUGGGGACUCAGAGUGGGUAUGAGUCUCAGGUCUGAGUAUUUUUUUUCUCCCAUCUCUUGUGUCCACUCAUGGGAUUUCCAGGGGUUUGACUUGGAUACGUUUUGUUCGUUUUUCUUGUCCCUCCUCUACUAUUGCUGUUUUAACUAGUAGAAGGGCUCAGCGCCCUGCUGCCUGGGGUUUGUUAACUGUUUAAAUGUCCCUGUCUGUUCAUAGCUAACCCUUGGCAAAGAUGCUUAGGGUAUUAAAAGAGAUUGAACCUCAUUCAUUGAGGCCAGUGUGCAAUGUUGCAGCUGUGAGCAGCAGAGGUUGUUAAGGUCUGUUUGUUGUACAAGUUUCACCUUCUUCUUUGCUGCUUCUCUAGCAGGUGGUCUCUGAUCCUUGCCCGGUGUGUCUUGCAGCACAGCUUCCACUGCAAAGGAGGUGAACGCUUAUUAUUGCAGAAUAAUGUUUCAUAAAGUUUGUUUUUUGCAGUGUUAACAAGCAUGUUUCAUGUUAUGUCCAUGUUGCGUUUUAUUGCUUUUUCUGGUUAAUGUUUAAUGCUCUUAAUGUUAAAUGUUCUUACAAGUUGUUUGCAUUGAAAAUAAAUUACUCUUAUUUAAAUGUUGUGACGAUGUCACCAGCUUGCAUUUGAA